AGAGUGGCACGCGCUUUUUGCUUUUCCGCGUCUUCUUCGGUGGCGAUCCGCGUCCUAGAAAGGGCGGUGGGCUCCACCUCGGCCUAGAAGGCCAGCGGGAGCCGUAGGAAGCCGUCGCGGGAAGCUCAGCCGAAUUGGAGUUGGAGCCCCCGGAUUGCGCUGACCCUGAGCUCUCAGACUCCCCAGUACAAUGACUCAAGCAGAAAUUAAGCUCUGUUCUUUGUUGCUGCAAGAGCAUUUUGGAGAGAUUGUAGAAAAAAUUGGAGUCCAUCUGAUAAGAACCGGCAGCCAGCCACUAAGAGUAAUUGCCCAUGACACAGGAACAUCACUGGAUCAGGUGAAGAAAGCCCUGUGUGUCCUCGUCCAACAUAACCUGGUGAGUUAUCAAGUGCACAAACGUGGUGUGGUGGAGUAUGAAGCCCAGUGCAGCCGGGUAUUGCGAAUGCUUAGAUAUCCCCGGUACAUCUAUACUACCAAAACUCUGUACAGUGACACUGGAGAGCUGAUUGUUGAGGAGCUUCUGUUGAACGGCAAACUGACAAUGUCAGCUGUUGUGAAGAAAGUGGCAGACCGGCUCACAGAGACCAUGGAGGAUGGCAAGACCAUGGACUAUGCUGAAGUAUCAAACACAUUUGUGCGACUGGCAGACACACACUUUGUACAACGCUGCCCUUCGGUACCUACCACUGAGAAUUCAGACCCUGGGCCACCACCACCUGCCCCCACACUUGUCAUUAAUGAAAAGGACAUGUACCUGGUUCCUAAACUCAGCUUGAUAGGGAAAGGUAAAAGGAGGAGAUCAUCUGAUGAAGAUGCUGCUGGGGAGCCCAAGGCCAAGAGACCAAAAUAUACUACAGAUAACAAGGAGCCCAUUCCAGAUGAUGGGAUUUAUUGGCAGGCCAACCUUGACAGAUUCCACCAACACUUCCGUGACCAAGCCAUUGUGAGCGCAGUUGCUAACAGGAUGGACCAGACAAGCAGCGAGAUUGUGCGAACCAUGCUCCGAAUGAGUGAGAUUACCACUUCCUCUAGUGCUCCCUUCACCCAGCCAUUGUCUUCCAAUGAGAUCUUCAGAUCCCUACCUGUUGGCUAUAACAUCUCUAAGCAAGUUCUUGAUCAGUAUCUCACUCUGCUGGCAGAUGAUCCACUAGAGUUUGUUGGAAAGUCUGGCGACAGUGGUGGAGGAAUGUAUGUCAUCAACCUCCAUAAGGCAUUAGCAUCCCUAGCCACAGCCACUCUGGAGUCCGUCGUACAGGAGAGAUUUGGGUCUCGCUGUGCUAGAAUAUUCCGUCUAGUUUUGCAGAAGAAACACAUAGAGCAGAAGCAAGUGGAAGACUUUGCAAUGAUUCCUGCAAAGGAGGCAAAGGAUAUGCUAUAUAAGAUGCUCUCAGAAAAUUUCAUGUCACUCCAGGAAAUUCCCAAAACACCAGACCAUGCCCCAUCCAGGACCUUCUAUUUAUAUACUGUGAACAUCCUGUCAGCUGCCCGAAUGUUGUUGCACAGGUGCUACAAGAGCAUAGCCAACUUGAUAGAAAGGAGGCAAUUUGAAACCAAAGAGAAUAAGCGUCUACUAGAAAAAUCUCAGAGGGUAGAAGCCAUCAUUGCAUCUAUGCAGGCUACUGGUGCAGAGGAAGCACAGUUACAAGAAAUAGAGGAGAUGAUCACAGCUCCUGAACGUCAGCAGCUAGAGACCCUGAAACGUAAUGUCAACAAGUUGGAUGCCAGUGAGAUCCAGGUGGACGAAACCAUCUUCCUGCUGGAGUCUUACAUUGAGUGCACCAUGAAGAGACAGUGAUCCAGAAGAAGCAUCUUCCUCAGAAGAUCUGGGGGGAUGGAAAGCAAAAUAAAGGAGGUGCCUGGAUGCAUUAUUUGCAGUGGGAUAAGUCGCAGAGUCUUCAACUAAACCCCCCUCUCUAUCCCCUGCAGCCCAGGAUACACCUGAAAGAAUUUGGCAUAUUUAGAUCCAUUGCUGUAGUCUCCCCUCAUCAAAUCUUGGCAGUGGGAAGAACCUUAAAUCAACAAGGUUAAUCAUCUAUCAGAUGCAUCUGUUCCCAUAAAGAAGUUACCCACACCUAUGGUUACCUAUAUCCCUGGCAAUAGGAAACUUCCUAAGAAGUUAAUUUUAUUUUCAGAUGUCUAUGCCUGUUCUUUAUUUUGUUGAGAUAGGUGAUAGAUAGAUAGAUAGAUAGAUAAUUUGUUGUUGUUGAGACAGGAUCUCACUCUGUCACUCAGGCUGGGGUGUAAUAGCGCAAUCACAGCUCCCUACAGCCUUGACCUCCUGAGCUCAAGCAGUCCUUCCACCUCAGCCUCUGGAGUAGCUGGGACUACAGGCAUGCACCACACAUACCCAGCUAUUUUUUAUUUAUUUAUUUAUUUUUUUGUAGAGACAGGGCCUCCCUGUGUUGCCCAGGCUGAUGAACUGUAAUUUUUAACACACACAGUGUAGGGAAUGUGAAAGACUAUCACAGAGUAGAAGAAAAAAUUAUUUUCAGGGUUAGCAGGUGGAUUGUCCCAAGCAGUCACACUAGAAUCUGUGGACUGAAGCCACAUUUGCCAGCUCCAGGCUUCUAACACAUCUGAAACUGUGUAUGUAGAACAGCUAGCUCAAUGCCUGGCAUAUGGUAAGCACACAGUAAAUUAGCGCCUUCCUCUUCUCCAUGGUUCCUUAAAACUGGCAACGCUAAAUUCUCUCUCUCAGUAUCACGGAUAUAAUUUGUCCCAGCAGCUUUAAUUCAUUUAAAGCAGUUAGAUGUUUUAUAAUAUCUUCAGUUUUCUCUCACCAAUGUGUUUUCUAAUUGUUUAAACACUUGAGUGUCAAACAAUUGCCAGCCACCAUACUAAACACAACAUACAAGGAUAGAUAAAUAAGACACCAUCUCUGCCCUCAAGCCAGUCACCAUCAUUUACUAAGCACCUGUUUUGUGCUAAGUACUGGGGUAAGCCUUGGGGAUAUAAAGAUUAAUAAAUUUUGAGCAUACAGUCUAGUAGGAGGAGACAAAUAAGUACAUAAGUACCAGGAAGUAUUAGGGGUGCUACAGUAGAAGAGUAAACACUAUGUACAGAGAGGCCAGAAAGGGAAAAGGGUCAGGCAGGGAAGGGAACACAGAGAGUGACAAUGUAUAGUUUGAAAGAUGAGGAUGCUUUAUUUGCAAACUAUCUUAACAAGGGAUUCGUAACCAGAAUAUAUAAGGAGCUCAAACAAUAGCAAAAAGAACAAUCCAACUUAAAAAUGGCCAAAAGAUCUUAAUAGGUAGUUUUCGAAAGAAGAUACACAAAUGGCCGACAGAUACAUCAAAAAAUGUUCAACAUCACUAAUCAGAGAAAUGGAAAUCAAAAUCAAUGAGAUAACAUCUCACCCCAAUUCAUUACUUUUAUCAAGAAGAAAGAAUGAAUGCUAGUGAGGAUGUGGAAAAAGGAGAGCCCUGCCUGGUACACUGUUGGGAAUGUAAAUUGGUACAGCCACUGUGGAAGACUACAGAGGUUCCUCAAAAAACUAAAAACAGAACUAUGCUCCAGCAGUUCCACUACUGGGUAUAUAUAUAUCUCCAAAAGGAAAGAAAUCAAUGUAUCAAAAAGAUACCUGCACUCCCAUGUUUAUUGCAGCAGUAUUCACGAUAGCCAAAACAUGGAAUCAACCUAAGUGCCCAUCAAUAGAUGAAAGGCUAAAGAAAAUGUAUUAUUCAGCCAUAAGAAUGAAUGAAAUCCUGUCAUUGGCAGCAACAUGGAUGGAAUUGGAGGUCAUUAUGUUAAGUAAAAUAAACCAAGCACAGAAACAAA
Messenger RNA from Homo sapiens (human), 3777 nucleotides. It is a transcript of the gene POLR3C, whose product is annotated as RNA polymerase III subunit C. Gene Ontology annotation, biological process: DNA-templated transcription. Gene Ontology annotation, molecular function: single-stranded DNA binding; DNA binding. Lineage: Eukaryota; Metazoa; Chordata; Mammalia; Primates; Hominidae. The transcript is spliced from 15 exons. Gene Ontology annotation, cellular component: RNA polymerase III complex; nucleus. The coding region runs from base 191 to 1795 and encodes 534 amino acids. The record is from RefSeq and is marked validated.